This is a messenger RNA of Dioscorea cayenensis subsp. rotundata (Guinea yam), 948 nucleotides long. RefSeq names its product mannose-specific lectin CEA-like. The transcript is spliced from 2 exons. The record is from RefSeq and is a predicted model, not a curated record. NCBI's taxonomy places the organism in Eukaryota, Viridiplantae, Streptophyta, Magnoliopsida, Dioscoreales, Dioscoreaceae. Bases 29 to 832 code for a protein of 267 amino acids.
AGCAAGAGAAAAAAAAAAAAAAAGCUAAAUGGCAUCAAUGGCCAUCCUCAUCCUUUCCUUGUGUGCCACCCUUGGGAUCCUUGCACCAGCAUGCAAGGCCACUGAAUUCGUUCUCUACUCAAACCCUGACACUGUCCUCGUCCCGGGCAAAAACUUCUCAUAUGACUUGACCCCCAUCGGCCUCCCUUACGGUCCAGCGGAUCUGGUCAUGCGGAAGGACUGCAACCUGGUGAACCACUACAAAGGUGAAUUUGCCUGGGCUAGCAACACAAGCGGAGCUGCAGACUACUGCUACCUCACGGUCAGCAACUACGGCGCUGCGGUCAUCAAGGGCAACUACCACUACCCAGUCUGGACCAGCCCCAUCACCAGCAACAUCUCCGGUGACUACGUUCUAAUCCUUCAGUGGAACGGCGGGCUCGCCCCCUACGGCCCCAGCAUCUGGUCCAGCACUAACAAAGCAGAGUUCGGCAGCAUUGAGAUCAAGAACGAGACCAAGGACUACGUGGUCUACUCGUAUUCAGUGCUGCCAAUUGGACCCAUAGCCACGUAUAAGGACUUUCAUCUGGUCCUUGAAGACAGCUGCAACCUUGUCCUCCGCCGCACUGAUUCUGGCAAGGUGUUGUGGCAGACCAACAAGUACAGUGACUGCCAUGACUGCUUCGUCGAGCUUGAUGGCAACGGCGAGCUGUUUGUCAAGCAUAGACGCCGGGAGAUACUGUGGAGAUCCAAUUCCAGGUCUACACCAGGCCUUUACGUGUUUGUGCUGCGUUAUGAUGCUCGUCUUGUCAUCUAUGGCUCUCAGAUUUGGACUACCAAACCCUUCUGGUAAUUAAGAGCCUGACCCUGUGCAUGGAAUUAAGCACCUAAGUUUGCUAGUUGAAUGAAAUAAAAUGUGUGGGAUCACCUCUUUAUCUUUUACCAUGAACUGCAUAUGCUUGCGUGUUA